AUGUGAAAUAAGAAAUCAAAACCCAGUAUUGGGUGGGGGUUGUGGAUCGCGACCAGGGGAAAGGAAAGGGGGGAAACCCUAUUUCAUUAGAAGAACUCCAAAUUUCAGCAAAUUAGUAGGGAUUCUUGGUUCAAUUCGAAUGCAUGUGUUAAAUACUCAAUAAUCCAAGUGUCUUGAACCUAAGGAACGAAAGAAGAAGGAGUUAGUUCCGGAUCACAAACAAAGACUCAAGAUCGAGAUGACGGAUGCGAGUAAUGUUGAUGAUGCUGAAAUAGCCAGACAAGAGGCACUCAAUAAUAAGAUGAUGGAGGCGGCAGAAAAAGUAAUGAAUGCUAACCUUCCUAAGUUAGCUCAAGAAGUCGAGAGCCGAGUCUUGGGGGUUGUUGAUGAGAUGAUGGCUAGUAAGAUUGAGGAGUUAAAGGAAAUGAUUGAAGGAUCCAGGACAAAAAGUAAGGAAAGAAGGUGUACAUAUAAGGAUUUUAUGGCAUGUAAUCCCUUUUCAUAUAAAGGGGAGGUGGAUCCGAUAAAGUGUCAAAGAUGGAUAGCAAAUGUUGAAGCGGUAUUUGUGCGUAGCCGAUGUGAGAAGGAAGAUCAAGUAAUGUUUGCUACGGGUCAGCUUCAGCAACAAGCCAAGGAUUGGUGGGAUACUAAAUGUAAAGAGAUAGGGGAAGAAAGACUCCAAACCUUGACAUGGCAAGAGUUCAAAGAAUUGUUCUUAAAACAUCAUUGCCCGCAAUCGGCAAUUGAUAGAAUACAAGAUGAGUUCUUGCAUCUUCGCCAACAGAAUGAGUCUAUUGAUGAAAUUACCAAUAUAUUCUACGAUAAGUUGAAGUUCUGUGAUGAUUUCGUCAAAUCUGAAAGGAUGAAGAUAAAUCGAUACUAUGGAAUGUUGAAGGCCGAGUAUAGGGAGUUCAUUACUCCUUCAAAGUGUGAAACUUUGGGUGAACUCAUCAAUUUGGCCCGGGAUAGAGAGAUAGAACUGAAGCGACAAGUGGAAAGAGGAGAGAAACGGUCUGCUGAAAAGCCAUCAACUACGAGUCCAUCCAAGAAGCCUAAGCAACACGACACCAGAAGUAAAGGAGGAUCGAAAAGUAGUAUUCCCCCAUGCAAAACUUGUGGGAAGCUUCACACCGGAGAAUGUUUAAUGGGAAAGAAAGGGUGUUACAACUGUGGGCAAGAGGGACAUCCUUACUUUAAGUGUCCUAGUCCUGUAAGGACGUGUUUCAAUUGCUUCACUCCUGGUCAUGUAAAAGCCGAAUGUCCGAAGCUUAAACAACAAGGGCAGAAAGAUGAAAAGAAGAAUGAAAACCAGAAGGCUCGGGGAAGAAUGUUUCAGAUUACUACCGAGGAAGCCAAGGUUUCACCGAAUGUCGUAUCAGGAACGAAAGAAGAAGGAGUUAGUUCCGGAUCACAAACAAAGACUCAAGAUCGAGGAAUCCGUAUCGGUCCAUAGUGAUUGGGUCGGUUCGGGUUCGAAUGAGAAGGAAUUUAAUGGAAGUUCUAUCCUUGAUCCGUGCUAAACGGAUUAUUGGAAGCGAAUGAGAAAGAGUUGUGUUAAUUGACUAGAAUAAAAGGGUAUGGAUUAAGAUCAAUUGGUAACUUAUCAUGUAAAUCCGAGAAUGUGUAUUGUGAUAGGAUGAAAACGUUAUGUGUACCAUACUAAUUUAUUUUGUUGAA
Molecule: messenger RNA, 1677 nt
Organism: Helianthus annuus (common sunflower)
Lineage: Eukaryota; Viridiplantae; Streptophyta; Magnoliopsida; Asterales; Asteraceae
Exons: 5
Coding region: 239-1453 (404 amino acids)
Molecular function (GO): nucleic acid binding; zinc ion binding
Source: RefSeq, a predicted model, not a curated record